This is a messenger RNA of Microthlaspi erraticum, 519 nucleotides long. The record is from the annotation of a GenBank genome assembly. Lineage: Eukaryota; Viridiplantae; Streptophyta; Magnoliopsida; Brassicales; Brassicaceae.
AUGAAGAGAGACCGGACCGAUUACGAAGAAACCAUCAACCAUACAGACAUAGUAAAAAGUCUAAUGAUGUUAUCUCGGAGUUUCGUGGCCAAACAAAUCAAUGUAAACCAACCUACUGCUGGAAGCAAAACCAGUCAUAACCACUUCGAAUGCAAAACGUGUAACCGGAAAUUUGAUUCGUUCCAAGCUCUCGGAGGUCAUAGAGCCAGCCACAAAAGACCUAAGCUGGGCGUUGACCAAGAACAGGUGAAGCAUCGUAACAGCGUGAAUGAUGUGCACAAGUGUUCAAUCUGUAGUCAAAUGUUUGGGACCGGUCAAGCUUUAGGCGGUCACAUGAGGAAGCAUAGGAUAAGUUCGAUGAACGAACAAUCCGUGAUCUCUUCUGCGGUUUAUACCAGACCGGUUUUGAAUCGGUGCAAUAGCAGCAAGAAGGCUUUGUGCUUGGAUUUGAAUCUAACUCCAUUUGAGAAUGAUCUUGUAUAUAUCUUUGGGAAGACUUUGGUUCCACAAAUUGAUUAA